Bombus pyrosoma is the source of this 9529-nucleotide messenger RNA. RefSeq lists its product as uncharacterized. Lineage: Eukaryota; Metazoa; Arthropoda; Insecta; Hymenoptera; Apidae. The record is from RefSeq and is a predicted model, not a curated record. The coding region runs from base 366 to 2561 and encodes 731 amino acids. Gene Ontology annotation, cellular component: nucleus; chromocenter. The transcript is spliced from 7 exons. Gene Ontology annotation, molecular function: chromatin binding.
UCUAAUUUGAUGAAGAGUCGAGGGUUCGUAGCAUGGCGUUACGAGGUUGCAUCGGCUUGGUGGGGUUAGCGAGCGGCGCAUGCGCAAUGGGGAACGGGUGCCCAGCUGUGCACAAACGUGAAAUGCGGCGCGGCUGGCGGUGGUGGCUGCUAGGAAAGCAAGCGAGCGAACAAGCGAGCAAGCGAGCAAGCAAGCAGGCCGAGACUGCCCUCCUGUCUCCCCCACCCCAAGCAUGCCUCGCAGAGCCCAUGGCCUCCGUAUACACGGAGGAGAGUGAGGCAGCCCCAGCCGCUCCUCACGUCAUCCGCUGAGAGAGAGACGACGGGUCUCGACACGGCGAGGAGCAAUAAUUCUAACGAGCCAAGAUGGCGGCGGACACGGUGGCCCUGUCCGCGCUCACGCUCGCCAGGGGCGACAAGAUCCUCGUGACCGUCGAGUCCGCGCUACCGGACAUCAUCGUCGUGUCCUUCGUUCACGGUGCCAAGUGCUUCCAGGGCGCCUUGCUCGACGCCACCAAGAGAGGCCUACCGUGUGGCGUGCAACCCCCGGAACCUGUACCGGACCCGGAUGGCGACAAAUUGGCGACGAUAGCGGCACGAUUCAGCUACUUUCAAGAGAGAAAGAACUCGCUGACUACCGCAAAAGUCGAUCUUCGUAGGAACAUCAAUCCACCGGCCAGGUACAAGAAUGCACGACCAACGGUCAGGCUCAGGCCACGCCAGGUGCUCUGUAGCAAGUGUAGAUCGAUCUGCAACGAGAACAGCGAGAACGUGGACGUCAGCAGAAAACGGAAGCACGACGAGAUUCAGCAGGAACAGCAGCAGCCGCAGCAACAGCAGGUCACGGGCCAUGGAUCCACUCGAAGAAGCGAUCGACGUUGUGGUCAGCAGCCGCAAAAAGCCUCGAGAAUACUGUUCUCUGAGUGUCAGUCCGAGAACAUCACGGUGUCAUCUCAUCAAACAGCGAAGUCCUCGUCGUCUACAGCACUCAGCCCCGAUUCGUCGAAGCUUGGACCGUCUCUCAUCCCAAAAAUUUCGAGACUUCAACCAAACGAAAUCAACAAUGCCAUGCAAGCGAAUGAAAAGGUGAAGAUUGGCCCAUCGUACUGGAACAAUCGAGCCGAGGAGGGCGACUCAUCGGCGAACGCGAUGGAGCCAACAGAGGAACGCAUGGAAUCAACGGAUUGUGAUAGCAAUCCAUCAAUGGCGUAUUGUGCCACACCCAGAAGACUUAGCAGCUCCUCCGUGGAAAGUGCAAAAAUACCAGAAGAAGAGGAGAAAAAAACGUUCGCGGCCGCGGACUCGACAAUGAGGCCAAGAACGGGGCGCGUGCCGCGAAAGAAGCGAUCCGUCGGAUCUAUGGAGGAUUUAUGGGACGAGACAGUGUUCGAAGAUCCGACGAGGACAGCCAGAACCACACCGGUGAUUAAGAUCUCUUUCGGUGCUCAGGGUGAAGGGACUGUCUUGAAAAUACCCUCCAAGAUUCAGGAUCCGGAGUACGAGCAGGAAACUGACGAAGCUGAGGAGGUGCAGACAGAAACGGAGAGAGAUCCGUUGGAAUUGCCCAGGAAUUUUGACAACGAUUAUGAUUAUCGUGAGGAUGGAGAGGAGGAUGGACAGGAGCAGGUAGACCCUCAGAAACAGGGUGUGAAGGAUGCCAGUGCUAAGGCUGCGAAACGUGCACUGAAGAAGGCUAAAAAAGAGGCCAGGAGGAAAAUGCUCGGUGGAGUUUCGCCUGCGAGAUCUCCUUGCAAUGGAUCUCCACGUUACAAUCCCACGUACGACACAUUAUCGUAUCACCGUCGCAAGCAUAAAGUGAAGCAUAAAAAGAAGCACAAGGAAGAUCGUAAACACAAGAGCCAACAGUCGCAGCAUCAGCAGUCUUGUUUGGAAUCCGGAAGUACCGAGAAUCAGCAGAAUUGGAACGUCCUUCCGGGCAGCGAAUCGUACACAGCCAUAAAGGAGCAGUGCCUGAAGCAAAAACUAUCCAUAUCUCUGAAGAGAUUGAAUACAAACGCUUACGCUAGAUGUGAUUAUCCUGUGAGUAACUCUUCGUUGGGUUGCAAAAGUCCUGGUGCAAGCAGUGAUGAACUAAGUGAACAGGAACCUGAAGUCGACGCCGGCGAAACUGCUCCGGACUUUCCACCGCAAUCUCAUCCUUUGAUGAUGCGUCUUGCCGCGACGCCUGUCGAACAUUGCCUCACUGCUAACGGUAGAAGAAUGGACGUUGGUGACGUGGUGUGGGGAAAGAUUCAUGGAUUUCCUUGGUGGCCUGGAAAAGUUCUCAGCAUCACAGUUUCUUGUAAAGAGGAUGGUACGUCGUCCGGACCGCAAGCUCACGUAGCCUGGUACGGUUCUUCGACAAGUUCUCUAAUGUCGUGCGACCAGUUGAGUCCAUUUUUAGAAACAUUCAAGACGCGGUACAACAAGAAGAAACGAGGUCCGUAUAAGGAGGCGAUACGACAGGCACAGAAUGAAGCCCGAAGUCAAAUCACGCCUAACUCGACGAGUAGCGUUUUAAACGUGUGUAGCUCACCGCGUGAGGUCAACGUUCUCUCCUAAGGGAAGGUGCACGGCGCUCGACACCAUUCCUUUAACUGCCGGGUAUCCGUCGUCGGAGAUUCAUUCUAACGGCGGAUCAAAAUCGUCAUGUAAUAUAUAAAGCAAAUUUUUGUACAUAAUUGACUUUAGCAUUAAUGAAAUAGCUCUUGAUCGAUGUUUUAAUUCAGUUGAGUCGCGCCUGUUGUCGUCGUCCACGUUAAAUAUGGUUAAACUAACGGCGACACCAACGCUGAAUGAAGUUUACUGCCACCACUGGCUCGUUUUUUUAUCCUCAGCUUUUUUCGAGCGAACAUUUAGCGUGUAAAAAGUAUUUAGGUAGGCUAUAAUCUCUAGAGAUGACACGUCAGCUCUCGAGGAAUAAUUUCAAUAAAGAAAUAUGUCUAUGACUUCACUUUGAUAGUUAGACACAGACAACACACAUAUACGUUAAAAUCACACGGGUGUCGUCACUGUACAUUAAACGUCUCAUUGACUACUAAAUCAUUAUUUAACGAUGCUCGUUUACUUGAAUUCUUUAUGUAAAUGCAUAUACAAACAUAUAUAUACAUACAUAUAUAUACACACUCGUAUAUAUCUGUAUUAAUAAUUUUAUUGUGAUCAUUGUGUCAAGAACAAGUGUGUAGUAUAUAUCCAGUGCGGGCAGUGAAUCUUCGAUACAACCCGUAGACGUUUCCGAAAUCGUUUAUGACUCUAUUCGUCGCUUCUUUAUAAUUAAAAUAUUGAGAAUAUGGACAAUACAUUUUCGACAAAUCGCAAAUUUAUUCAUGACACUUUAAUUACUGUUUCGCGUUAAGAAUCGCUGAAUGUUUAAAAAGCUUUAACCGAGAAUUCUAUAACGUUUAAUCUCGUAAUACGGUGUAUAUUUUACGUGCUAAGAGAGUAAUGGACAACCGAAAUUUUUUGUAGCGCUGCAUUCCUUGCAUUCUUUAUUAUCUAAAAUCAACUUUCCUUGAAAGUUUCGUUUACGCUUCAUACUAACACUGCCAAGGAUUGACAUUUGUUUCAGUCUUCUUUCGUCGACGAUAAUCCUUGACGAGUCGACGGUUACGAAUUCCAAAUGUCCAAUGCUUCACAAAUCGUCGAUUAUCCAAAUCUCCACUUAUAUCAAUAUUUACAGUAUCCAAUUUUAUCUUGGUGAUAAAAAAUGAUAAAAACGUGUCUCAGUCUGUUACAAACAUUCUCUUCUUUCUCUCAAAUUUCUUCCAUCCUUCUCAUCUCUCAAACUCGAUGUUUCAUUAUUACAAUAUUCGGUUAUUUUACAUUCAUCGAGCUAUUUUUUCCAGAAACGCUUUACCGUGUAUUCGUAAAUUUUCGUGAUUAAUUUCUGGACAAAUCCAUGUUCUAUAUUCAAAUUCUAUAUUUUCUACUUUACAAGUCGUCAUAUUUGGGGCCGGCGUGACCUUUCACGGAGCCUGAAUAUACAUUCAAAUCCUACACUUAAAUUUUACAACGAAGAAUUAUUUAUUUACAAAUGCUGUUACAUAUUAUAUAUUUUUUAUAAGUAGUUUUUUAAACAAAUCCAAGUAAUAUUUGUUCGCAUCUGUAAUUCGCUUUCAAGUGGCAAAAGUUCAAUGAAAGUACAAAAUCUGUAAUCAUGUACGACUUUUGCAAAAAACUGUUGAUGUAGUUUAAUUUCUCUAAAAACGGGAAAUUUCUCAUUUCUCUGAAAGCGCCUGGACUUUUUUUUUAUCUAACAUAGUUUCCAGGAUAUGAGAUCUUUAUGGAGUUAGACUAAACUUUGACGAUUUUUGUCACUCCUUUAAACUGAAUCAUCGCUACUAAAAAAAAUGUCUUGCAUUUUUUAAUGGUAUUAUCAUUCUGUAAAAAGUUAAUCAAAAUCGGUAUUUUUUAAUUGGGUAAUUUUGGGGCCGGGUUCCUGCGAACGUGCUGAACCUGCCUUGCGCUGGCCCUGAUCAUAUUCCUAUGUCUGAACGAACAGAAGUGCAAAUGAGAAUGAAGGGAAAAUUCGAUCGACUUCGUUCUAAAAUAUUUCCCUGGGGUAUACGCGUGAUUUGAGUAGCAGGGAAUAAAAUAAGAGAGACGAGAGGAUCGUCACGCGACGAACACGUCAAUAUCACGAUAUCGAAUCUUUAUUUCGAUAUCAGCAGUCACGUGCGAGUCAGUUGGAUGUUUGCUCUGUGCUUUAAGAGAGAUCUUCAUCAAACCUCCAGACCGUCGUUGGACAGACGUUCUCAUCUCCACCUCUUCUUUCUUUUUAUUUUCUUUUUAUUUUCGUUCGAACUUCCAUAUCUUUUUGGUCGUCGUUCGAUCUUCGAACAAAAAUGAUCUUCAAGCUCGAUCCUUUCGAUAACUGCCUGAUGAAUCCACAAUCUUUUCUUUUUCGUCGAAUCUAAAUACCCUCCUUUCACUUAUAGCAAGUCCCAUAACUAUUCAAAGACAUUGUUUCAGGAGAAACGAACUUUCUCCGUAUCUUCGCGUUCGUCUUCUGACUUUUUCUCAUAAAUCCUCGAUUCUCGUCGCCGAUAUGAAGACAUUUGUAUAAAUAUCGCGUUUUAUCUCGUUUUAUAGGAAAAAUUCACGAAAUGAAUUCGAUGAAAUAUUCAGUGAAAGUAUGGAUCGUAAUUUCCGGCGCUUUGUAAAAGCAACAUAAUGCGCUUGGAAAAAUUUGUACGAAGAAAAAGGUACUGUAAGAGGAAGAUAAUAAUUAAAAAAGAGAAUUUAUACAAUUCGUUUCAGUGGAUAACAUUGAACGUAGAGAUAGAUUUUUGUUGGUCGAUAAGCUUCUGAUACGAUCGUAGCUCGCCAGUAGACGAUUAAUGAUUGUUUGAUUUCUUGAUAAUCACCGACCAAUUCUUCCGCAGAAAGCGAAAUAUAAUUCGAGAUUCGAGUUGAAUUGGCCUGGCGAUAGUCGGUAUAACGAUAAAUUGAUAAUAAUAUGAAUUUUUAUAUUGUUAUUUUUUAAGCGGAAGGGCGCUAGUUAGGAGCCCUUCUUUUAAAUUAUUGUUUAAAAUUUUUAUAUUUUCGUACGUAGCGUAUCAAAUAUUUUUUAUGCUAAAUCUCCUUAUGUAGCAAAGUAUCCAACGCUGUUACGUUACAUUUUCUCCUCGUGUCCGGUCGUAGCGCGUAAACAAUAUCUUUUAAAAAGAAUAAAUUGAUCGAUUGGAAAAGUGAUUGGAUUGUAACAUAUGAGACAUUUGUUGGCUACUUGGUUUCCUUAAAUCAUUUUGUCAAACAAAGUGUUUGAGUGGAACAAUUAUUUAUGAAUAAUUACAAUGCUUCGUGUUCUAUUUACGAAAGACUUGUUUAUGAAGUGUUCAUGGAAGACUAACGCAAGAUAGAUAGUCUUCGAUUAGACGAAUUUUUCUCGAAACGUAUAUACGUUGUCAGUAGGAAAGUUAGUUUCCUUAAAAAAGGUCGUUCAAACGAGGGAAGGAAGGAAAGACUAAAGUAGGAUCGCUUGAUUUUAUUUCCAAAAGCGUUGUCAAAUAUUUCAUCGUUUAGUUGAACUUCAAACUAUCUAUUUUUCGCACGUUGUUGAUUUUUGUAUUGGUUAUAAAUUCCACGCAUCGAUGAAUCGAAUGUUACUAUUUACUAUUCCAUUUCUGGUACAAUAUCGUUCCUUAGCGAGUUAAUACAAGUGGAAAGAUACAAGUAACGAGUUAAUUCCACUCUAAUAUUUUCCCUAUAGCUUCACAUCUAAUGCUCGAAUAAUUAUCACUCUCCUAAUAUUCCCAUAAAUAAACAAUUCAUAUGUUACAACCCAAUUGAGAAAACAAAUUAGAUAAUAGAAAAGAAAAAGAGAUACGAUAAUUUUCCAUUACGAGCAUCGACUAAUUUCGCAAUCGCCGAUAUAUGUAUAACACAGGUGAGGAAUAUUUAAGUCAAAUAACGUCCAGGAAGAAGAUAUUGACUUUAAACCCUCUACAACUGGAUUUAUGCUCGAUCUAUCCGGCUAAUUACAGAUUUGUAUUCGAAUAACGUCGAGAAGAGAAAUUAUCGAUUUCUUUUGAAACUUUUAUGUAUAUUCAUCGAGCGACACAAAAAUUAAAACAUUGAUAUGUUUCGUUUUGUAAAGCAGAAGGAAAAGAAAGAUAAAGUAAAUAAGAGCCGUAAAAAAAUAACCUGUUAUUACGGAGGGUUAAUUUAGAUCUUUUCUAUCGAUAGAAACAGCAAAGGACUAAGGCAAGGAAGAAAUAUUAGACGUACGUGAAUAAUACAUUCGUGAAAAUUAGCCGUUAAAACGUUGAUCGUGCUUGUUAACGAGGUUUAAAGAGGUACUUGCGUGCACGGAUGAGAAAGAGAAAGAGAAUGAGAAUGAUCGAAGAGUAACGAACGUUCGGCCGGAUAAAAGCUAAAUAGAUAAGUAAUAGGCGAGUGUAAAAUAUGUAUGAAUGUGUUUAAGCGCGAAUGAAUGACAGGGAAAGGGAUAACAAAGCGAGAAGCCAAGAUGUUUUUAAGUAACUGUGAUUUUUCAGAUGUAUAUUAUACAUAAAUAAUGACGAAUUAAUUUCUACGUGUAUUAUAAUGCAAAACGACGAAUGGUAAAUGCGAUGAUGUAUCGAUGUGUCGCUUGUGUCCGUACGAACGUUGUAGAACAUUAUUUCGACUAACACAUAUCGGGUAGAGAAGCGUGUUUGGCGGCGAAAUAAAUUGCCGCUAUUAAUUAAUCGUCAUCGAUUCAUCGUUAUUCGAUUCGUAAUUAAUUAAUCGAGCAUUAUCAUUACGAAUAUAGGUAUGCGCGAGUCGUGGUACGUUGCCUAAAAAAAAAUCUUUACGUAUAUACAAUACUUAUACAUACACUGGACACGUUCACACUUACAUAGAGUUCGAUUGUUAAUUGCUUGCAUAAUUGUAUAAGAGAGCCACGUGUCAUCUAUGUAAUAUCAUUGUAUUCAGUAAUACACACGUAUACACACGUACACGCAGACACGAGUACACACACCGUAGAUUUAUUCUAUACUUUUCGUCGCCUCCCGUCGAAAGAAUCGCUGUUCGCUAUUUUGCGAAUUCCUCUACUUUACUUCUUCUUUCCUCCCUUCUUUUCCUCUUCUUUUUAUUUCUCCUCCUCCUCCUUUUUUUUUUUCUUGCAAUCAACCCUUCACGAACUGUUCCUAAAGAAAACGCCACUGUACCACGCUGAACCUAUCGUUGAGCAGAAAAUAAACUGCGUAUAUAAGUACGCGUGCAAAGCGAAAACGCAUCGUCUUUCGAUUCUCGACGAUGCUUUCCCUCUCGAUUUCUGAGCUAAGCGAUUAGCUCUGGAUUAGGUACUUAAAUAAUCGACAAUAGGAGAUAAUGUUAUCGUCGUUCAAUCCUCGGAGCGCAAAAAUAAAGUCUCUAUCUAUUUAUUUUUAUCGUUAAUCGUUUGUAAUGGGAAAACAGUGUCUCGUGGAUUUUCUUUUAAGCUAAUACACAGAGCCUUCGGAGUAAUCGUGUGAGGCUCGAUCGUAUACUCAUGCGUCUAUAUAUUCCUUAAAUUUCACUUUGUUUCUUUAUCACUAUGCUGUUAUGCUCUGUUACGAGAAUCGCAUUCACGAAGAAUGCGCAUAAUAUUAGCGGAAGAAGUAACUUUCUAAUUAGGCUUCAUCCCUUUAAUUGUGUUUAAAAAAGAAACACACACAUCUAGCGAUAGAUAAAGUAAAAAUCAGGUAAACUAGCUAAUUGCAUUACUAACACCUUCAAGUAGCUAAGAACCUGGUAUAUGUACAUUCUAAAACUCACGAAGAAGCUAUUUUCUAAAUUAAAAUAUUCUCAAAGAUCUUUCAUAGGAUUUAUAAUUGUAGAAAAAAUAAAAAAAAAGAAGGAAUCUCUAUUUAGAAUUUCGUCCUCGGAAGAAUGUGAAAGGCGUACAGUUUCAAGAAUUUCUAAAGCUCCAAGGGUUGGACGUCGAGUAAGGGACGUGUACUAAUUGUCGCUAUUGUUUUAAAUAGCGGCAGCUUGAUUUGCAUAUAGCCUAGUUGACCGCACAGCGAAUCGAUCCCGGUCCUACGUUUUCCUCGCGAUUUUCCGCUGCUCGACGUAGGUGCGGCCCUAUCCUGAGAAAAACAAGUGUUCAUUUUUCGACGAAAAUCCACUAUGUGGAGAACGAACCGCGUACGCGCAUGCGUGCAAGCGUAUGUUUUAAAAGCGCGCGCGCAGAGGCGAAUGAUGAAUUUUCGGGGGCUCCCCGAAAAGAGGACGAAAAAGAAAAAAAGAAAAGAAAUAAGUAUGUUUCUAAACGAUAUUACACGAUUAGUCGAGGGAAAUAGAUCCGUAUAAGUACAAAUAAACGAGCCUGAAUGAAUGUUUCGAUAGAGGGCAACCCUGUUUUCCUUUUUAUAACGAAAAAUACGAGGAACCAUUUAUAAAUAGUUUUUUUGAAUAAAACGCGGUUAAUAUAAAUAAAUAUUCUAACAAUGAUUAAAAGUCUUUUUAUGCUAUUUCGUUGCUGUAGCGAUGUAGAAGCGAGAUUUUUUAUCAUACGAUUUAUUUUUGUCGAUAAACUAAUAGUAUAAUUGUUAAGACAGAAUGGAAAGGAGUCGAAUUUUCUCUAUACGAUAUAUGUAUAUUUAGAAGAAAGAUCAAAGUUGAGCUUCAGGUGGCAAUUGUGUUCAAAAUGUCAGAUUUAAGUGGAAUUCUUUGUCAUAGCUUGUAUCUUGAUAGUAAGUGUGUAGUAUGCAUAUGAGGAAAGAGGUAUAACAUGCGGAAAGGCUAAUUGUAAGUUUCUUUCGAGAUCAUUUUUCGAGAUAGUGGAUAUAUUCGUUGAAACAACACCAUGUAAUAAUCCACGAAAAUCAAAUUUUCACGCCAUAUUCUCGUUUGCGUCGUAGGGAUUUUGGUGCAAUAAGUAAAAAGAUGAGAAUAAAUGAAAAGAAAAGAAUCCUCUAUUUACUGUAUUUUUAAAUCGGCACGAUUACGUUUCCUUAAGUGUUCCGUCGUAAAUAAAAUUGGGUGAGAUAUUCUGAAUUCUAUUCUUAAUAUAUAAAUCGGAUACACGAAGAUGGACUAUUAAUAAAAAUUUCACCGUA